UAAGAGAGCGUUGCGUCUGUCAGGAGCUCCAAAGGAGCUAACAGUAAUUCGGGGUUUUGAGAUUACAGCAGAAAAAUACAAAGUACACUAAACAGAUAUUUCAAACUUAGUACCCAUAUUACUGCUAGAGAGCAAGCUGAAACCACUUAUAAUGCUACACUGCAUCAGGUGGUGAGGAUGACCUGGAAAAGCACAAGGCUAUAUUCAGAAUGGGUCCAGAUGUCCCAUUGCUCAAUGAAUACAAGCAGGAAUUCUUUUGGAAGCGUUUUCCACAGACUGUGCUGGGAGGACCUCAGUUCAAACUAGGAUACUGUGCUCCACCUUACAUCUACGUAAAUCAGAUCAUCUUGUUUCUGACACCAUGGGUUUUUGGAGGGGUAGGGACGCUUUUGUACCAGCUGCGUCUCUUGGAGGAUUACUACGCAGCUGUGCUUUCUGGAGUACUAAUGGUGAUAGCUGCUUCAGUCAUCCAGAUCAUGAACUUGUGUGCCAGACGAAGAACCGUUACCGUAGAAAGACUCCAGACUCAAAAUAUUCUCACAGAUGAAGAGGAAUUUGAAUUUGCCAGCUGUGCUGGCUCUGAGACAAUCAAAUUUAUUAUUCCCGGAAAGAAGUUUAUCGUCAACGCAAUAUUUCACACAGUUCUUGCUGGGGCGCUGUGUGGGUUGGGGACAUGGUAUUUAUUACUCAAUAGAUUGAGUUCUUUGUACAACAACACAGGGGCUGCUGUCAUGAUCUUUGUGUUUGGAUGGGUGACCCUGUGCAUUGGUGAAUAUUCAUUAAUUAUCAAUACAGCUACAGAGACUGCUACAUUCCAAGCACAAGACACUUAUGAGAUAACCCCACUCACUAGACCUUUGUAUAUAUUUGCCUUCAUUGCAGUGGAUCUUGCAGACAGAUUUAAUGCCACAAUCCCAGACCUACAACAAGCAAACCAGGCUUUGCACAUCAUCUUUUUGUUUCUUCCACUUCUCUGGGCCCUUGGCAUCCUCUCUCCAGUUGAUGCAGUGUUCCUCUGGGGCAUGGAACAGACCUUGGUAUUUGGACUUGGAGGUUCAGCAAUGGCCACAAACAUCAGGUUGGUGGUGAUGUUUCUUGUUUCUGUCGGAGUGGCUAUAGGGACCUAUUUCAUUCCCAGCUCUCUUGGGGUCGUUCUUUUCACAACUGGAAUGGGGUUCAUUCUGAGCCUUGACUUCAGCCAGGUGCAGCUCAUGUUCCAGUCCUGCUGCAGAAGCCCCGAUGCCCAGGCUGACCUCAGAGACAUGCCCUGUAGUCUGGGCUGGAGGCUGGGUUGGAAGGAGUUCUUCAUUUACCUGACUAUCCUUCUGGCAGCUCUUGCAGAAGCUGCUCUCCUGCAUCACUUUGGAACAAUUUCAGAAACAUCUGCAACCAGCCCACAAGCCAUCGUCAGCUAUAUCCUCAUAUCACUCCUCAUUGUUUCAUGGAUUUUACGAGAAGUUCAAGGUGCAUACAUCUUCUGUGGGGUCUUUCGAAACCCUUUCUACCCUCAACAGAUAAGAAAUUUGAAAGUUUUUAAACAAAAGCAAAGUGCGCUUAUGAAGGCUGGUAUUGUGAGAAGACUUUUAAUUAAUCUAGUGUCUCCUUUUACCAUGAUUGGAUUUCUUGCAAUGGAUAUCUCACUGCAGGGUCUUCACACAGCUACCCUUUGCAUUGGAUUCACUAGAGCUUUCAGAACAUUGUGGCAGAACACAGAGCAUGCUUUAUUGGAGAUGGUGGUGAUCGCUAUUGUGCGUCUGGCGGCUUUAAAGAGUUAUCUAGUAUGGUGGAACAGCUUGGGAACUGGAAUCCAACUACUAUUGGUUGGCAUUAUUUGGGAUCGCCUUACUCAGUUUUUUUCCAAGCUCAAGUUUGCCUUGACUGUCCUCAUAUCAUCCUGGACAGAGAAGAAACAGAGACGGAAGUCCACUGCCACACAUAUCAUGAUCAAUGCAGUGCUCUUUCCCAUGCUGCUGGCUGUCAUCGCCCUGUCAGCCGUGCUUUCCGCUCCGCUGCUCCCUCUUUUCACCCUGCCGGUCUUCUUAGUGGGUUUCCCCAGACCGGUCAGGAGCUGGCCGGGCACCGUGGGGGCAGCCGCCUGCAUGUGCCCUGAUUCGGUGUAUUACCAGCAGAUGUUGUGGAGCCUGACAGAGGCUUUCCAAACUGCGUUUGCAACUGGAAGUUUGGGUGUCCCGUCUCCUGGGACUCACUUCCUUUGCCGGUUUCAGGACCGAGUCAUGUGGGUCAUGGUUCUGGAGAGAGGUUUUAGCUACUGUUCUCUUAAUAUUAAGGGGUUAGAGCUACAAGAGACCUCUUGUCACACUGCUGAAGCUCGGAAAGUGGACGAGCUGUUUGAAAUGGCCUUUGAGCAGGAGGAGAAAUCGACCGUGAACCACCAUUUCAGCAACAUCUUAACCCCCUGCGCUGCUCUGCCUGUGCACCUCUAUUCAGAUGCUAGGAGUGUACUGACUGGCAUCAUUGACUCCCAUGACAACUUGAAACAAAUGAAGGAUGAUUUUGUUAAAAUUUUGUUUUGGGUGCUCCUGCAGUAUUGCUCUAAAAAAAGCAAAACACUUGAAGGAACUGUACCAGAGGACACGAGAGGGGCAAAACCAGCCCAGGUUGUAGCAGAACAGUUUGUAGAGGUCAACGUCGCCACAAUAAAAAGCAUCAUAAGGAAUACUCCAAGUUUAAAUUCAGAGACCUUUGAUGAUUGGUCAGAUGAUGACGAUUUGUUUGGCCCUGAGCCAACCAAGAAAAAAACAGGUAUAAAUAAUCCAGUCCCAAAACAGGCGUUGGCAACUCUUCCUGGCUCUGUUGAAAUGCAGAGCUCUUUCUAUGAGUCUUUCAAUGUGACGUCAACAGACAAAGCACGGCAGGCACUUGGAUUCGGACUCCCAGCAAUAGACAAGGGAAGGGAAUUAGAAAGACUGAGCGAGGCUGAGGCUGUGCCAAUGGUUAUCUUCAGUUCUUCUCAUUCUAAGCAGCUAAAUGUACCGCAGGAGUGGAGAUCAAGUGCUCUCCCAGGCGCCAGGAUGCAGCAGUUAACAAAGCUUUUCCCUGAAGGCUGGUACAAGUCUGUCCUGAGUCAGCUGGACAUUGCCAAUAUGGAAGAAAGGCCCUCUGAUAUACUGGAAGGAGUCCUGAAUGAUGGAGCCUUGAUGGACCUCUACGCCCAUGUGGUGAUGACUUGCUAUGGGGUGACACUAGGAGCUGAAUCUACUGUCUUAAGCCCCAGUUAUGUCUACAAAGUAUACUGUGGCGAUGUUCCAUGGACAGUGGGGUUGGAUUGGCUGACAGGAAAACCAGAGCUAUUUCAGCUUGUUUUAAAAGCCUUCAGAUACACCUUCAAAUUGAUGUUUGAUAAAGCUAGCCUGGGUCUGGUGGAGGAUUUCAGCGAGCUGGCUAACUAUCUAGAGGAGUAUGAAAGGGACUGGUACAUUGGGAGGGCGUCUGAUGCCAGGUGGCAACAGGCUGUGCUGCAAAAAAAGCCAUAUCUUUUCUCACUGGGCCACGAUCCCACCAUGGGCACCUAUAAAGGACGUGUGCUCACUCUACAGGAAUGGUUAGUCCAUGUGGGAAAGUUAAAUUCCGAAGGAAUCCGGGGACAGUGGGCUAAUCUAUCCUGGGAGCUCCUUUACGCCACCAAUGAUGACGAGGAACGAUACAGUAUCCAAGCGCAUCCUGUGCUGCUCCGAAACCUCACGGUGCAGGCAGCAGACCCUCCACUGGGCUAUCCCAUUUAUUCCUCGACACCUCUUCAUGUGCCCUUGUUCUGACUUGUGACAAAGAUAAGGCUUUAUUCUUUCAGCUGUUUAAGAACAGUAUAGUGAAAUUUGUGAUUGAACAUUCCAGUCAGUCUUUCUAAAUGCAUAUCACACUCUGAGACUGAUUGGUCAGUCUGGAGAUACAGCCCCAGAUGUGUUCAUUUUAGAAAAGACACAAACUAAAUUAACAAGUAUGAGGCAAAAAUCUCCAGUAUUUUAUAUUUAAGUAAAAUGACAUAUGUGAGAUCUGACAGUGUGGUGUUAUUGUGCUAAAACACUAAUUUUUUAAACAGCCUGGUAAACUCAUGUUUCUUAUUUAACAGGAAUACAAGUACUGUAUUAGAUUUUUAAAACUGAAAUAGGUUAGUUUUCUGUGUUUUAAAUAUAUUCUUACAUGAAAUGCUGGUAUUAGAAUGUUCACAAGAUAUAAAUAUUUAGGAUGGAAACAUGGCUUGAUAAACAUAACUUGAACCAAAAAAGGUGGGGCUCAACUGAUGGCCUUCUUGUAAAAUAUUACAAACAACCUCUCUUGCUAAACUUUCUUGUUCCAACUGUUGUUAACAACAUAUAAAACAUGUAAUUUGCUUGUAUCCGUUAAAAAGCAUAGUUUAAAUAACUCCCAACUCUUAAAGGGUGGAGCUCAGGAUUAUUGUGCACCUUUAUAAGUGGGUCAAGUCAUGUUUAACAGCCAGUAAUUCCAGAGUUUUCCAAUUCAUAUACUGUGUGUGUGUGUGUGUGUGUGUGUGUG
Polyodon spathula (Mississippi paddlefish) is the source of this 4512-nucleotide messenger RNA. RefSeq names its product pecanex 4 (gene pcnx4). The record is from RefSeq and is a predicted model, not a curated record. Gene Ontology annotation, cellular component: membrane. Bases 210 to 3776 code for a protein of 1188 amino acids. NCBI's taxonomy places the organism in Eukaryota, Metazoa, Chordata, Actinopteri, Acipenseriformes, Polyodontidae. The transcript has 11 exons.